AAAAUUGUGCCCGCAUUGGCACGAGCAGAUUCCACGUGUCUGCUCCGUCACCUCUCACAUGUCAGACUGAUCGGGGGUUCUUGAAUCGUUAAUUCAAUCGAGCAACAAGAUUGCAACGGAAAUUGAAAGCGAGAAUGUCAGGAUCUUCAGUGGUAGGAGAUUCUAGCUCGUGGUCACAUGCUCUGGUUAGGAUAUCUCCAUACACUUUCGCCGCCGUCGGCAUCGCCAUCUCCAUUGGCGUCUCUGUCCUCGGCGCUGCCUGGGGAAUUUACAUCACCGGAAGUAGUUUAAUCGGUGCUGCAAUCAAGGCUCCUCGUAUUACUUCCAAAAAUCUCAUCAGUGUGAUCUUUUGUGAAGCUGUUGCUAUCUAUGGUGUUAUCGUGGCCAUUAUUCUACAAACAAAACUAGAGAGUGUUCCAGCCUCCCAGAUUUAUGCUCCAGAGUCUCUUAGGGCAGGAUAUGCAAUUUUCGCAUCUGGGAUUAUUGUGGGCUUUGCAAACCUUGUCUGCGGGUUGUGUGUAGGAAUAAUUGGAAGCAGUUGUGCAUUGUCCGAUGCCCAAAACUCCACACUUUUUGUGAAGAUUCUUGUGAUCGAGAUUUUUGGAAGUGCACUUGGGUUAUUUGGAGUCAUUGUGGGAAUAAUCAUGUCUGCUCAAGCUACAUGGCCUACAAACAUCUAAUAUGUUUGUUCUUGAAGAUCUUGCUUCAGCCAUGGAGUGCCACAUCUGUUAUGCAUUGUGCAGUCCAGAAUGAGUUAUCUAUCAUAGUAUCAUUAAUGAAGUAUGUAUUAUAUUCUUUUAGGUUGUAAACUGGCAUGGUGAGAUUGUAUUUUGCCCAAAUAUCCCGUGCCGCAUCUGCAGGUUUCUAUGUUUAUAGUUCUUGAUAAGGAAUCAACAGUUACAGAUCCUUUUUACUGAA
This is a messenger RNA of Tripterygium wilfordii, 918 nucleotides long. RefSeq names its product V-type proton ATPase subunit c''1-like. Gene Ontology annotation, biological process: proton transmembrane transport. Lineage: Eukaryota; Viridiplantae; Streptophyta; Magnoliopsida; Celastrales; Celastraceae. Gene Ontology annotation, molecular function: proton-transporting ATPase activity, rotational mechanism. The record is from RefSeq and is a predicted model, not a curated record. The coding region runs from base 135 to 680 and encodes 181 amino acids. Gene Ontology annotation, cellular component: proton-transporting V-type ATPase, V0 domain. The transcript is spliced from 4 exons.